GGAUGUCUUUGGAGCCAGCAUCAGACGCCGAUGCCGGCAGAAGAGGCCUGAAGAAGCCGUGUUCGUUCAGCAUUGAGGACAUCCUCGCCAGCCCUGCCGAGAAACCCCCCCGGGUCCUGCUGCCGUUGUGCUUGCAAGGCAUCUUGGAUUGCACUUCCAAGGGGCUGUGUGAGCUGGAGGCCAUCCCGGCCAGCUCCUUGCAGGAUGAGGAGGAGGAGGAGGAAGAGCUGGAAGGGACAGGUUGCAACUGCUGCUGCUGUUCCCACACGAGCGCCCGUUCCCUGCAGGACUCGCCGAGUUGGCUGGACGCCCGGUUCCCCUGGCCCAUGCGGCUCUUCCACUCAGCAGUCAGGGUCUGUAAGAGUCCCCAGGGGAACCCGAGCGAGCUGCAGACUUUCCACCAGAUCCAGCGCCGGACGCGCCGGCAUCGCACCAUCUUCACCGAGGACCAGCUGCAGGCCCUGGAGACACUUUUCCACCAGAACCAGUACCCGGACGUCAUCACCCGUGAGCACCUGGCAAACCGCAUCCACCUGAAGGAGGAGAGGGUGGAGGUUUGGUUUAAAAAUCGUCGGGCCAAGUGGCGGCAUCAGAAGAGGGCGUCUGCUUCAGCACUGAUCCUCCAAGGCACCAAGAAGCCCCCAGAGGAGAGCUGUUAGUGGUGGCAGGCUGUGUUUUGGCAGAGGAACACCAAGAACAUCCAUGCCCUGUAGCUGGCAGGUUCUGUAGGGGGGGGUGGGACUCAUGGAGCAACAGGGAAUCCCUGUGAUUCCCGGAGGAGGAGGACAGGAAAAAGCAGACGUGGUACUUUCACAUCCCAGUUUCUCUUCUAAAACCUGGUUCAUGAGCCAAAUAACUCGCCAGGCGUGACCCUCAGGUGCUGGAGCACAACCCACCAGCAGCAGUCCGUGCGGGGGCAGAGCUGUGCCGGUGCUGCGUGUGUGUGUGUGUCUGUGCUUCAGGAGAAGGGGACACCCCCUUGUCUUUGCUCCGUGCGGGUGGUAUUUGUGCUUGUUUUA
This is a messenger RNA of Apus apus (common swift), 1019 nucleotides long. It is a transcript of the gene GSC2, whose product is annotated as goosecoid homeobox 2. Lineage: Eukaryota; Metazoa; Chordata; Aves; Apodiformes; Apodidae. The record is from RefSeq and is a predicted model, not a curated record. Gene Ontology annotation, molecular function: DNA-binding transcription factor activity, RNA polymerase II-specific; RNA polymerase II cis-regulatory region sequence-specific DNA binding. Bases 3 to 659 code for a protein of 218 amino acids. Gene Ontology annotation, biological process: regulation of transcription by RNA polymerase II. Gene Ontology annotation, cellular component: nucleus. The transcript has 3 exons.